AUGGAUUUGGUUGUGGUGAUAGUAGUGUUAAGUUUGGUUUCUGUAGUUAUAUGGCGCUGUCUAAUCCCAAGAAAUCCAUCUUUUACCAUUGUAAACAUAUACUUUCCUUCUCUAAAUUCUGAGAAUUCUUCUGUUGGAAACUCUUCUCUAAUACUUUUCGAUUUCAAAAUCUCGAAUCCUAACAAAGGUAUUAGCAUAUACUAUGACGGGAUCUCCUUGAGUUUAUUUUUCAAAGAUGUCUUUGUUGGGACAAGUUCUACACCACCAUUUUAUCAAGGACACAAGAACGAUACUUCAUGGAAAAUAACUAUUAAAGCUGACUCAGCCGUGGUCCACCGAAAUUUUCAGCAAGGACUAAGAGGUUGA
Molecule: messenger RNA, 366 nt
Organism: Olea europaea var. sylvestris
Lineage: Eukaryota; Viridiplantae; Streptophyta; Magnoliopsida; Lamiales; Oleaceae
Product: NDR1/HIN1-like protein 2
Exons: 2
Coding region: 1-366 (121 amino acids)
Biological process (GO): defense response to other organism
Source: RefSeq, a predicted model, not a curated record